Messenger RNA from Protopterus annectens (West African lungfish), 4736 nucleotides. RefSeq names its product MSL complex subunit 2 (gene MSL2). Gene Ontology annotation, cellular component: MSL complex. Gene Ontology annotation, molecular function: ubiquitin protein ligase activity. The record is from RefSeq and is a predicted model, not a curated record. The transcript is spliced from 2 exons. Bases 1099 to 2817 code for a protein of 572 amino acids. Lineage: Eukaryota; Metazoa; Chordata; Ceratodontiformes; Protopteridae.
UCGCGUUCAGCGUUCUCGCCAGAAACCAUCUAUCGCAGUAGCUGACGACAAAACCUGCAAACCACGCCUCUUUCAGAGAACGACCGAAGGUGGGUUACCAGAGGCAAAACUACAACCACAGCGAGACCGAUAUUUACGUAAACACGGACGGUUGGAAUACUUAGCAGUCUUUAGCGUGGGAAAGUAGCCAUGUCUGUGUGAAACCAGAGCAAGUUAUGCGUGAGUUGGGUGACACCGAAAACUGCUAAUGACGGAUAGCCGGUGUAAACACAACGUUGCGGCCUACUGUGAUGUAAAGUCUUGCAAGAUAGGAAAGCUUUGGGCCGCAAUUGAUUCCCAUGUACAAGGGGUAGUUUGGAGUGGACAACCGUGCAUAUAGUGGGCUUGUGGAUGCUUUUGAUUACACCGAUUGUUGGUACUGGGUGUAAAACAUGGAAUACUGAAAGACCAAAUUUGCGCAUCAUCGUUAUUGAAAGGGGGUAGAGGAGGAGAGCGCGGCCUGCUGGCAUCUUCACUGCGCCGGCAGCAGCUGUGGAGGAAGAAAGCUGCUAGUGGUCCUCAUUUGGCUGUUUGGAUGGGUGCCGUGGAGGAGGCGGUUAUUGAUAAAGUGAAACGCUGCAGCAUCUAGCAGUAGAACAAGAUCGCAUCGCAGAACGAAGGAAGAGGUGUCUGAGGGCCGGCUGUCAAAGCAUUGCUUUCAGGAUUUAAAAUAUUGAGGAAUGAGGCUGCACUCUGUCACCUGAUGUGAGGCAUUCGUGUCGGUCGGCCGUCGCGCCGAUGUUAUGUGUUGAAAAGGUGCUUCUUCGUUGAUUAUUUUGAGAUAAAUAUUUCAUUUUGCUUUCCUCGAGUGAGGAACGCAGAGAUUUGGAUUUGUGUUACUUUUCCUUGUACUCAGUAUUCCUUGCAUCUAUUUCGGUAGCCAGACCGUAGGAUCAAGACGCUGGAUCUGUGAGUUCAACCUUUGCAUGCUGGACCUCGUCUGUUUAGCGCAUAUCCUCCCGCCUGUUUUUUAGGCAGUUUGGAGCUCCAAGCCAGCUAAUUGGAAGGGAGUGAAGUUGUGCUUCCUAGCCCUGGAUUCCAUACCAUUGAAGUCUGGAGAUGAACCCGGUGAAUGCGACAGCUCUCUACAUUUCUGUGAGCCGUUUAGUGAUGGACUGUGAUGCUGGCAGUUCGCAGCCGUUUACCGAGAUCAACAGGCUGUUACCCUUUUUCAGACAGUCACUCGCUUGUUGUGUUUGUGGGAAUCUGCUGCAAGAUCCAAUUGCUCCCACAAACUCAACAUGUCAACACUACGUCUGUAAAGCUUGCAAAGGCAAAAAGAUGAUGAUGAAACCAUCGUGCAGCUGGUGUAAGGACUAUGACCUUUUUGAAGAAAACAAGCAAUUAAGCAUUCUUGUAAACUGUUACAGAAAACUCUGUGAAUAUAUUACCCACUCACCUUUAGGGGAACACCUGUUUAAGACACAUGAUGGCACUUCUGAUAUUUUGCCUUUACUAGAAGAGGGGCUAUGUUUUGAUGAAGAGGGAGAGAAGCAUUCAGCUACAGCGGCAUUACACAUUGCACAUUCCUGUGUCCCUUCAACAUCUGAAUCAGUUUGUGAAUUGGAAACCAGUGUAUCUCAAAUCCCUGAUAGCACAUUAAAUGUUGACAUUGGCCCUUCUAGUAUUAAUGGAUUGCCUAAUUGUAAUGGACUCUCUGUGGAUGACCUCUCUGUAAAUAUUUGUUCACCUGAAAAUACAAAUGCAGUUGAUUCCUGUAGCACUGGUGAGGACUUAAGUGAAGAUAUUUCAAACAGCCUCGAGCCUGUAUUGACUGUCUGCACCAGUGAACCUUGUAGAACAACCAGUGAUAUAUGUCAGUUUAGUGGGGACAUCAAACAAGAAGAUCCAUUGUUACUUAGCGUUGAGGAAGUUCUUCAGACUCUAGAGACUGUUUCAAAUUCUGAGGAAUGUGUCACUGAUUUGCAGUCUAAUUUAGACUCUGAUGCACAGAAUGGACCCUUCUGUGAUACUAAGCUGUCCCCUCUUCUUCUUAACAGUGUUUUUGUUUCUAGCAAUGCCCCAUCUCAUGGAAUUUCAUGUACAGCGGUUAUACCUAAAAUAACACGAAUUAAUCGAAAACGAUCACGCUCCGAAAGUGACAGUGAAAAGGUGCAGCCCUUACCAAUUUCUAGCAUAUUUUGUAGUCCACAUUUGACACCUGUUCCUGCACUUGAAAAACAAGAAAUUGAAGUAUCUCUACAGCCUGUUGUUGCAGUUCCAAAUGGGGGUACUCCCAAACUGAGUAAAACACUGUUUCUGCCCAGCAAAAGCAUUAAAAAGAAUGUUGAGCAUGGGGUCAAAAAGUCUCACUCAAAGACAAAACCGGGGACUUUGAAAACCAAUAAGAUAAAGGACAAAGUUCCUAGCAAUAAUAUUAUGCCAGGAAGCCCUACAAAAACUGUAUAUAAAAAGCCCCCAGAAAAGAAAGGGUGUAAGUGUGGGCGAGCAACACAAAAUCCAAGUGUUCUUACGUGUCGAGGCCAACGUUGUCCCUGCUACUCAAAUCGCAAAGCCUGUUUGGACUGCAUAUGCCGUGGAUGCCAAAAUUCUUACAUGGCCAAUGGUGAGAAAAAGCUAGAGGCAUUUGCGGUGCCAGAAAAGGCCUUGGAGCAAACCAGGCUUACUUUGGGCAUUAAUGUGACAAGUAUUGCAGUGCGCAAUGCGAGCACAAGUACCAGUGUACUCAGUGUGACAGGGUCACCAGUAACAUUUUUAGCUGCCAGUGCACAUGAUGAUAACUUGGAUGAAGCUAUAGAUCUGAGAUAUGACUGCUAAGGUUGAUCUUUAGCCUCUCUUUCACUGUUAAGGGAGAGCUACUAUUUCAGGCAGCUAUGGUUUGUUUCUGUUUAGAGAAUAUUGCUUUGACUAUUGGUUAUAGAUCAUUUGUAUCAAGUAUUUCAUUACCAUUUUCUGUGUUCAGCUUGGGAAUGUGAUAGGGUUAUUGUAUUAUGGGUUGCAGCCCAACAUUUGAAAGUUCUUGGAGCAUUUUGCACCUGGUGUUUCAUUCUGGUAGGGAAGCAAGAAGCGAUACAAGUGAUAUAUAACUGAAUUAUCUCUAGCAAGACAGAAAAGAAUGUGACCUCAUUGUUUCCUGGUCAUGCUUUGUGCAUAAUCAAAAUGUUUAUUGGUGAUUGACAAGAAUUGGUAUCUAUUUUCUUGGUCCACAACAGUUAUGGUAGUCUUUAUAAAUGUGAUGUCUUGCAAGAAAACUCUGUGAAGCAUUUUGAAUUUAUGGAAGAAAGUCUAUAACUAGUUGAAAAGCAGACUGCUUAAAGAAAUCACAGGUACAGUAUUACAUUUUUGCUUGGGAGUGUUGCUGUGAUACCAUUACUUGAAAAAGCAUAAAAGUGUAACUGUAAACAGUUUGUCAGGGUUCCAGAAAACAAAAGAGUGCAGAAAAUUGUUAAAUAAAGGUGUGAAUGAGAGGUAGUAAACAAGUCUUUAUUGUAGAUUUCUUAAGUGUGUUAGUAAUUUACAAUUGAAAGGUUGUUGGUCUCUUUUUAUGCAUCAUCUUCUCUUCAUAAGCCCCUUACAUUGUCUUUUUUAAUUGUAAAAUGUGUCUGUCAGAAUGGCACAGAGUUUUUUUUUUUUUGGUGUGUGUGUGUGUGUGUGUGUGUGUGUGUGUGUGUGUGUGUGUGUGUGUGUGUGUGUGUGUGUGUGUGUGUCUGCUGUGGAAUCAUGUAUGUAACGCUCGGAAAGUUCGUUAAAAUUAAGCAGCUAGUAUAGAUGGGAGUACAGUGCCACAUGAGUGAAUAUGAGCAAAACUAGUGGAUUAAUGGGUUGACUAUGUGAUUUGCACUGUUUUCUAGUUUAACCUCAGUUGAAGCACUUAAGAUGGGUCUUACAGAUGGAAAAAUUUUUUGGCUGUCAUAAUAACUUUUAGUAUUAAAUAUUACCCAGAUACAGUCCACUUAUCUGCAACAUAUAGUUCUUGUAUGGUUCAAUAUUUUGCCAUCCUUGAGCUCAAAGGAUUGUUAAUUUAUAUCUGAAAGUGUUGACCGUUUGUGGCAGUAAGAAAUAUUGUUCUUUUUCAUGGGUGAACACACAAAGAAGCAAGUAUUUGUUGGCAUAUAAGUGAAGAGUUUCAAUUUUUCCUGAAAAAAAGUACCUUAAGCUAAGCAGUUGUUUGACUUUCAGAUUUUCCAUUUUGUCGCAUAUACACAAGCAUCCAGUAAAACUUUGUGGAACCCCCUCAGCUAACUUUUCAGACUAACACAGGACAUUGUGUGACGGGAGUACCUCUGUAAAUUGUUGAGGUGCUCAUCUUAUCCCUAAAAAAGUCUGUGAACACCUUUUAUACUGUAAUUAAAAUGGAAUGUGACCAAGGGUCUCUUGUCAUUUUGUCAUGUGUUGCAUAUUUGGGGUAUCUAAAUACCUGCAGUAAGCCCCUGACUUUUGUCGUCUUGUUAUUAAAAACAUUUUGAUUUGGCACACAGCAUGUACAAUGAUGGUUAAUCACUUAGUGUGUAAAAAUGCAGGUAAAUCUUACACAGAUCAGAUGGCACCUCCUUCAGUUUUGUAGUAUAGUCGGUGUCAUUUCCUGUGAAUAUGUCGUCAGGUAGUGUUUUUUUAAGCCAUAGGAAAAAGAAAUGUGAUGUUUUUGUCCUGUCUGUUCUUAAUUUUUUGUUCUGUUUUUGUUUUGCAAGAAGAAUUGAAAAACUAUUUUUGAUAAUGAGAGUAAAUGGUGGAAAAUG